Molecule: messenger RNA, 1302 nt
Organism: Saccharomycopsis crataegensis
Lineage: Eukaryota; Fungi; Ascomycota; Saccharomycetes; Ascoideales; Saccharomycopsidaceae
Product: NAD(P)/FAD-dependent oxidoreductase
Exons: 1
Coding region: 1-1302 (433 amino acids)
Molecular function (GO): flavin adenine dinucleotide binding; sarcosine oxidase activity; saccharopine oxidase activity
Source: RefSeq, a predicted model, not a curated record
AUGCUUUCCUCGGAGCAGCAUGUAUUGAUAGUGGGUGCCGGUACUUUUGGUCUUUCAACGGGUGUGGAAUUACUUAGAAAAGGUCACAGGAAUGUCACGAUUCUCGAUCCCUAUCCUGUUCCUUCGCCUCUUAGUGCUGGAAAUGAUGUUAACAAAAUAAUCCAGACUACUGUGGAGGACAAGUUCUAUUCUGAGCUAGCUACUGAGUCUUUUGAAAAAUGGACCACGGACCCUCUAUAUAAACCGGCGUUUCAUGAAACCGGGAUCAUCUAUGGGGCCACAAGCAAAGAUGCUGUUGCCGAAAUACAACGUCGUAAAGAAAUAUUGAAGAAGUCAGGCGAAGAAAUCACUGAUUUGAAUUCUCCAGAAGAUUUCGGACACUUGAUUCGCGUGGAAAAGGAGCCGAAUGCCCAAAGGUUUCAAAAUUGGAAAGGAUACCAUCAGAAACAUCGUUGUGGAUGGGCCUUUGCUGCGUUAGCAUUGCGGCUUGUUGGUGCCGAAUGUGUGAAACUUGGAGCGAAAAUCAUCAUGGAUUCAGUCGAGGAGUUGCUAAUGGAUGAUACUGGAACUUGUGUUGGGGUAAGAACCUUCUCUGGCAAAUCAAUUUAUGCAGAUAAAGUAGUUCUUUGUGCUGGAGCUAAUUCUAUCAGGAUUUUGGAUUUCAAAGGCCAAUUAGUUGCCAAAUGCUGGACAGUUGGUCACAUAAAACUCACAGAUGAAGAGUCCAGGGUACUUAAUAACUCUCCCGUGGUAUUAAAUAUAUCCGAAGGUUUUUUCUUUGAGCCAGAUCAAAAUAAUGAAUUGAAGUUCUGCAACGAAUUUCCCGGUUACAUCAACAUGGUUGAGGACGUGAAACAUUCUGAAGGAGCUAUUUCAGUGCCAGUUUACAAAGACAUGAUCCCAAAGGAAGCUGAACUUCAAAUGAGAAGUUUCUUGAAUCAAGUCUUCCCACAAUUGGCCAACAGAAAUUUCGUGCGGGCCAAGAUCUGUUGGUGCACCGACACUUCGGAUCGUCAUUUCUUAUUUGGUGAGCAUCCAGCCUACAAAAAUUUGAUUUUAGGAACUGGGGACUCUGGAAAAGGGUUUAAAUACAUGCCAAUCUCUGGCGAAUAUAUCUCCACUAUUGUAUUGGAAGGAUCACAAGCUUUAUCAAGUGAAAAAAGAGAGGCAUGGCGUUGGAGACCCGAGUCGGCAGUUCCGCGAGAUGUUCGUGCUACCCAAGGGAGAUAUGGAGGAACUAAUGUGGUUAAAGAUCUUAAAGAUAUUACAGAAUGGACAAAUGGUAAGGUGAACAAAUUGUGA